Molecule: messenger RNA, 1848 nt
Organism: Cercopithifilaria johnstoni
Lineage: Eukaryota; Metazoa; Nematoda; Chromadorea; Rhabditida; Onchocercidae
Source: the annotation of a GenBank genome assembly
AUGAAUAAAGAAGAAAGUGAAAUAAUCCGAGAACCGAUGGAUUCGCUGUUUUCACGUGAACAACUUCAGGAUAAUAGCAAUGAGCCGUGGUGGCAAAAAAAUUUUCUCAUCACUCGACCAUUAUUAUUUGGUACUUGGGAUGGUGUUUUUACCACCGUUUUGGUUAAUAUUUUUGGUGUUAUUGUAUUCCUUCGUAUGGGAUGGAUUGUGGGAAUAGCUGGCGUAGUAAAUUCAGUUAUCUUACUGAUUAUUUGUACAACUCUUGCAUUAAUAUCUGUCUUCUCUGCUAUUGGUAUUUGUGAACGAUGUCAAAUUCAAAGUGGCGGCAUAUAUUUUCUUGUGUCAAAUAUACUUGGUGGCCAAAUUGGUGGCGCUGUUGGCUUAAUGUAUGCUUUUGGACAGUCGGUUGCAACUGCAUUAGUUGUUAUUGGUUUUGGUGAAAGUAUCGCAGGUUUUUUUGGAAUUGAAAAUUCGUUUAUUUAUAAAUUCGUUGCUAUUAUGGCAUUACUUGCUUUGACAGGAAUCAAUAUGAUUGGUGUACGUUGGGUUAUUCGAUUACAAUUGAUAUUAUUAGUAUUUUUGACGCUUGCUGUUAUUGACUUUUAUAUAGGAGCACUAUUUAAAAUCGAUAUUGAACAUGGCAUCGGGAAAUUCUCUGUGUUACGAUUUAAUGAAAAUAUGAAUCCAAUGUACGAUGGUUUUAAUUGUUCUCAACUUGGCUUCGAUACACAACAAAUCAGCCAAAACUUUUUUACCGUUUUUGGUGUAUUCUUCGCGAAUUUUCUCGGUGUUUUAGCAGGUGUGAAUAUGAGUGAUGACCUGAGAGAUCCACAACUCAGCAUACCUGUAGGUGAAUUAUCUGCAAUUUCUGUCAGUUCGAUGAUUAUUCUAACGUUCAUACUCCUCUUUGGAUCAUUAGUUAAUCGAGUUUAUCUGAUCUGUGAUACGUUGAUUGCUGCGAAAGUAUCAAUUACGGGAUUUUUCUAUCUUACCGGACUUUACGUUUCAUCAUUGAGUUCAACGGUUGGCACAUUGCUUGGCACUCCACGAGUUAUUCAAAGUAUCGCUUCUGAGGGUAUCAUACCACUUCUCAAUCCGUUAGCAGUUGGUCAUGGCGCAAAUAAAAGUCCACUACGUGCAAGUGUUGUAAUGAUGCUAAUUGCAAUUAUUUUUGUAUUACUUGAUGAUUUAAAUCAGUUAGCAAUCCUUUCAACGAUGCCAUUUUUGAUAACUUAUGCUUUCAUUAAUUAUUCUUAUGUUUCAUUAGCGAUGAGCUAUGAUCUUCAAGCUGUCAACAAAUUGACUGCUACAACAAAAUAUGGAAGUAUGGGACGUUUAAAAGAUGAUGGAAUGGAUAAUCGUGAGGAAGAUGCCACCAAUUUGACAAAGUUAUUUCCGGAAAGAAAUUUACAUAAUUUACCAAAUGAAGAAGAAAGUUCCAGUUCCAUAAUUAGUCAACCACGUACGUGGUAUUCAAUUUUCAGUAAUCGUUACAUAUCACUUAUCGGAGCUAUUACAAACAUCCUUAUAAUAUUAUUUAUAAAUUUUUGGUAUGCAUUGCUACAUCUGCUAGCAUUAGCAGCUUUAUAUUAUUAUAUUGGGCGCGUUUGUCCAUCCGUUUCACCCGGUAUCAGUCAAUUCUCACUUCACCAUAUGUUUAAGACCGCAUUUUCAAAUAUUGAAAUAAAUAACACAGCAAAUUUUGCCAAUGUAAUUGCUGCGAAAAAUAUUGGUAUUAGUCCGGAAGUGGAAACCACAACUAUAAAUGAGGAAAAUCCGGAUUAUUCAAACCGGAAACGUUAUCAUCAUGCUGAACAAACCGAAGCAGUUAUAAGUGAUCUAUAUUAA